GCGAACAUUUGUAGACCGGCAGGGGCUAGCCGCUAGUUGAGUCCGUCCGCCGUCUCUCAACUCCCCGUAGUUUGUUAUGGUGCGCCGUCACCGACGGUUCUGUGUCAGUGAGAGUCGCGAGGCCAAGUGAUGCCGACCGGCUUCCUUCUGCUGCUCUUGGCCGCCCUCGCCGAGGCCUGCCACGGACUCCUGGAGCUGCCCGACACUUCCGGCAUCGACGGACAGCUCACCGCCAACCUCGGCGUCGACCACUUCUUCUCCUUGUGGCUCGUCUUCAACAACGACGACGUCAAGACCUCAGGUGAGCCUUUUACGAUCCUCGCGCCCCAAAAUUCGGCAACGAAGCGUGCCGAGACCCUGCUCCAGCAGCCGGAGCUCGUCAAGAAGCUCCUUCUCGACCAUGUGGUGCUCUCCCGUCUCGACCUCACAAACCUCACCUCCGACACGUCGUUCCAAACGCUCGGAGGUCGAACAGUCCACGUCCAUCGCACGAAACCCGACAAACUGAAGGCUAACGACGCCAACAUCGUCCAAAAAGUGGCCGUUCCUAACGGCUUGUUGGUCGUCUUGGACAACUACCUCUUCCCCGAAGAGAAGAAAAACGCCACGCAGGGGAAACUCGUGGACGUCCCUUUCGCUGCGGAGACGCGAAACCAGUCCAACACCACGUUCGUGGAGAACGUCAUGGAGGUGCUGUCGUUCCUCAAAAGCGGCGUCAGAGUGUUCCAGCACUUUUUGUCGCGGUCCAACGUCUCCAAGUUGCUGGAGGACGGGGAGGAGUACACGGUGUUUGUGCCGACGGAUCACGCCUUCCAGCGGUGGCAUCCGAUCGAUUGGGGGUUUUACCCGUUCAGUGUGCCCGAGUUCACCGAGAGCAUCAUAAUUAACCACUUCGUCAAGGGGCGGCUUAAGCAGGACACGAUCAAGGAUGGACAGGCGGUUAAGACGCUGGGGGGCCGCGAGAUUGUCUUUAAGAAGACUCCGAACUUGUCGGUCAAUGGGGCCAUGGUCGUCAAAGGGGACACGCCGGUGUCGCGCGGGAACAUCAUGUUCAUUGGAGAGGUGCUCUUCGUGAGCGAGUCGGUUGUCUCAAAGCUGCACCAGCAACACAGAGACAAGGAGACGCCCCCAUUGCUGGCGUUCCCCUGGUUUGGGGCCCAGUUCCUCUCGCAUGCCUUCCUCGCCUUGGAGAGGGAUAAGCGUUUCACACAUAUCACCCGCUUUUUGAAUCUGGCUGACUUGGCCCCGCAUGUCUCUGGCACCGGAUACACCUUCUUUGUACCCACUGAUACGGCGUUUGAAGAGCUGGGCUUGGAUAAAAUGCCAGACAACUAUUUAUCGACCGGCGACGGCUUGCAAAUCCUUCUCAAUCACUUCGUCAAGGGCCGACUCUAUGACAAAGACUUGAAGGAUGGGACGCAGUUGACGACGUUGGGGAACAAGACGAUCAGCAUAAAGCGCACGAAAGACAAGGUGAAAGUCAACGACGCCGUCAUCGUCGAGAGCGAAGUCUUCGUCUACAACCUGGGGACGAUGUUCUACACGGACAAAGUCCUGUUCACCACUGCGAACAAUCUUCCUUCCACGAGCACCGAGGGUGUUAAACCGACGACGGAUGUUUUCACCACUGCUUCGGACAUAGAGCCAGUUCCGGACGAACUUACCGAAGAGUCCGGGGCUUUACCCGACGUGCUUUUCUCUGACGGGGCAGCGACAACCGACGAAACGUUGCCAACUGAUAAACCCACAACUCAGAACGCAACUAUUAAAUGAACCAUGUUCCUAGACUAAAUGAGACAGUUUUAUCAGUGUGCUGCAAGAUUCUGUCGAAUGAUGUGAUUGUUUUAUUACAUUUUUAUCCUAGAUGUAGCUCUCUUAUCUUAUUUUACACAUGUAUGGCAUGGCCAACGAACACGUGGCGUUUUUUUUUGGACAAUUCUGGAUAUUUAUUGGCCGACUAUAUAAACAUAGCAACUUUUGUUCGAUCAGUUUUUAGUAGGAAUAAUGUACAAUACUAUGUGUAUAUAGUCAUGAAAUAUUUAUGUAUUUUAGAACAGUAUACAGGGUGUUUUGACGAGAUGAGUCGCUCUUGUCUGAUCAAAAUUUCCUCUAUAGUUUAGCAAAAAAACUGACUGAUGAAUGUUAGAAGAGACAAUUUGCAAAUAUUUUGCGAGUUGAUUUAUAUUUCUAUAAAACUAAUAUUAAAAAAUCUGUUUACGUAUCUAGUAAAUAGAUAUAUGUUGUGUAUUAGAAGCUUUAUAUUUGGGGGUAUCAAUUGAAAAAAUUGAAUGUUUAGUGAUAGGAGAAACAUUCCAUAGUAGGUGUAAUGUUUAUUCAUUUGUAUAAAAGUCAAUUGUUAUUUUAAUACAUAAUACUGUAAGAAUAUGUUGUUAAUAACAGGGAUCCCAACAUAAAUAUGUUUCUUUAA
Tribolium castaneum (red flour beetle) is the source of this 2428-nucleotide messenger RNA. RefSeq lists its product as uncharacterized. The record is from RefSeq and is a predicted model, not a curated record. Gene Ontology annotation, molecular function: cell adhesion molecule binding. NCBI's taxonomy places the organism in Eukaryota, Metazoa, Arthropoda, Insecta, Coleoptera, Tenebrionidae. Gene Ontology annotation, cellular component: extracellular matrix. Gene Ontology annotation, biological process: extracellular matrix organization; cell adhesion. Bases 130 to 1773 code for a protein of 547 amino acids. The transcript is spliced from 4 exons.